Acipenser ruthenus (sterlet) is the source of this 1363-nucleotide messenger RNA. It is a transcript of the gene ndufaf5, whose product is annotated as NADH:ubiquinone oxidoreductase complex assembly factor 5. Bases 16 to 1344 code for a protein of 442 amino acids. NCBI's taxonomy places the organism in Eukaryota, Metazoa, Chordata, Actinopteri, Acipenseriformes, Acipenseridae. Gene Ontology annotation, biological process: mitochondrial respiratory chain complex I assembly. The record is from RefSeq and is a predicted model, not a curated record. The transcript has 11 exons. Gene Ontology annotation, cellular component: mitochondrion. Gene Ontology annotation, molecular function: S-adenosylmethionine-dependent methyltransferase activity.
ACAUUUCCAGUCACAAUGCUUCCAUCUCGUCACAGUCUGAUCCAGUUCCAGAUUUUUGCUUCACCUAUAAAAUUUGACACUGUAAGAGAAGAGAAAAGGUCAAAGCCAAGGCAAUCGGACAGUGACAGCCGCCUGCAAUACACAGUGCAAUACAAUCUUACUUUUAACAAUAUGGAUAAAGUUUUAUCCGUGCCCCGUGCCCUUUCUGGAAUAAACAUUUCACCUUGUGUCUGCUGGAAAACAUUUACAAACACGAGCGUGCUCUGUUCCUCUCGUUUUUUAUUCACAAACAGAGUAACCGAGCACCAGAGAAGCAAAAGUACGUUUAACUGGUCAUGUCUCUACCGGAGAGAUAAGUGCUCUGUGGUAUCGCCUGUUGUAUUCUGGUGUACAACAAGUUUUGUGAGACCGGUGUCUACCAGGACUGAAAAUGCAAUGAACGUUUUUGACAGGAACAUGAAAAGAAAACAGAAGAACUGGGCAGCGGCAUUACAGGACGCAGAGCAAUACGAUUACCUAAGAACAGAGGUUGGCAGCAGAAUUGCAGACCGCGUCUUUGACGUUGCUAGGACCUUCCCUCUUGCUUUGGAUAUUGGCUGCGGAAGAAGCCACAUAGCCAAGCAUUUGAACAAGGAAACAGUUGAAAAACUCUUUUUGAUAGAUGACAAUGAAAAAGCUUUGAAACAAACACCAGAGACUGAAAUUCCCAUCCACAGAGUUCUAGCAGAUGAAGAAUUCCUCCCUUUCAAAGAAAACACGUUUGAUCUGGUUGUCAGCAGCUUGAGCUUGCACUGGAUAAACGAUCUCCCAGGGGCAUUAAGACAGAUAAAUCAUGUUCUGAAGCCAGAUGGAGUAUUUAUUGGUGCCAUGGUAGGAGGGGAGACACUGUAUGAGCUGCGCUGUUCACUGCAGCUUGCAGAACUGGAGAGGGAGGGCGGUUUCGCACCACAUGUGUCUCCCUUCACUGCUGUCACUGACCUCGGAAAUCUGCUGGGCCGAGCUCAGUUUAACAUGCUGACUGUGGAUAUAGAUGAAAUCCAAGUUCAUUAUCCAGGGAUGUUUGAAGUAAUGCAUGAUUUGCAAGGAAUGGGUGAAAGCAACUGUGCGUGGAACAGGAAGCCUGUACUGCACAGGGAUACAAUGCUGGCUGCUGCAGCAAUAUACAAAGAAAUGUAUGGCAAUGAAGAUGGUUCAGUACCAGCUACAUUUCAAAUUCUGUAUAUGAUUGGAUGGAAACCUGACAGCUCACAGGCUAAACCAGCAAAAAGAGGAUCAGCUGAUGUAUCAUUUGGUGACCUUGGAAAAAUUAAUGAGCUUUCAACAACAAAUAAACCAAAAAAGUAAUAAAUAUUGGUUAUAUAUA